Linum trigynum is the source of this 339-nucleotide messenger RNA. NCBI's taxonomy places the organism in Eukaryota, Viridiplantae, Streptophyta, Magnoliopsida, Malpighiales, Linaceae. The record is from the annotation of a GenBank genome assembly.
AUGUCUCAAACUGACUUUGGCGCCGCCAACACCAACAUUGAGAAGAGGGGAAGCGCCGAGACUGACGUGAUCAAGGUGCUCGAAGGGCACCUGUCCCCCGACCCCCUUCGCGACCGCGAACCGCGGGCGUCCAACCCCAGAAAAGAGGCGCCUACGAAGGCGAAAUCGAACCCGUCGAAGUCUGCGCCUACGGAAUCGGAUGCGCCGGCGGCCAAGGGACCCUCAGGGGCGCCCGCAACUUCCCAGGCGCCUGUUGCCGCUACUCCGCCGCCAUCCAGCACCGAUCAAAGUAAAUUUCCUUUAUCCUUCUACCUUCUGAAUCCUUUAUAUUUGCCUUGA